AUGGGCGGUGGAAGAGGAAGAGGAAGAGGUAGAGGAAGAUCCAACAACAGCGGAAGCGGCAGUGGAAACCCUAAAAUCCGCAAAAGAGGUUCAGUUGCUAGAGAAGCACUUUUUGUUGAAGGUGGAUUCUUAUCCGAUUGGAGUCCCUCCUCCUCCAACCGCAAUUCAGGUAGAAAUGGUGGUUCCAAUAACAAAUCUGGGAGUCUACGUAGAGGAGAAGCUUCUGCUUCUGAAAAUGGAUUUGCAAAAUCUUUAGGGACUACUAUUGGAUUCAAUUAUUCUUCCCCUGAUGUUCAGGAGGUCUCGCGUGUUGGGAUUGGGAACAACAAUGAAGAUAGUAAUUUAAAUCAGAUGCUUCGACCUUUUGCUUCGGUGGAUUCCCAGCAGAAUCAAAUUAUUGCUAAUGAAGACCAGACACCACCUCCUUCAAAGCACAACAGUGUGGAAUAUAGUUACAGUUAUGGUGAUUUUGUUUUGGGAGACAGCUCUCAUAGAGGAUUAGGUUUCCCUGCUGAACAUGAUAAGACCCCAAGUGGCAUUGGCAAAUCAUCUGAACAAAUGCUACAGUCAACCCCAGUUUUAGAUUCAUCAUCCUUCGAAAAGGAUGUUGGUUCUGAUGAGGUUAUCAACUGUGAGUUAAGCAAUCAGAUGGAAGAAGACUUGCCAUCAAAGGUGUCUUCUACGAGAAAUUCAGGGUUUCUCUCUAUUGGAGGUCUUAAGUUAUACACAGAAGACAUCUCAGAGGAUGAAAGUGAAGAAAAUGACAUUGAAGCCUCAUCUGAUGAGGGUGACUCUAUGUCUUCUGAGCCAGAAGAAGGACUUGAAUCAUCCGAAAGCAAUUAUUCCGAAGACACAUCUGACAGUGAUUCAGACAUUGAUGAAGAUGUUGCGGAAGAUUAUUUAGAAGGAGUUGGUGGUAGUCAAAACAUCAUCGAUGCAAAAUGGUUGCUAGACCCUGUUUUGGAUGAGUCAGAUGACGAUAGUUCUUCAAGCGGAAGCUAUGGUGAGGCUUUGGAGAAGCUGGGUGGCAUUUCCCUUCAAGAAGCCUCCAGGGAAUAUGGCAUGAAGAAUGCCCAACCAUGGAGGAAACGAUCUGUAAAGAAGCAUGUUCCUAUUACCCUGGAUGACCUAAUGCUAGAAAAGGAUCCAAGAACCAUUUCUGCUAGAAAGAAGCAUGUUCCUCAGUUUCCUAAUUCUUGGCCUUCGCAUGCUCAGAAGAGUAAAGCCUCCAAAAGAAUCCACGGUGAAAAAAAGAAACUCCGUAAAAAAAAGAUUGCUGUCAAGCGUAGAGAAAGAAUGCUACACCGCGGUGUUGAUCUCGAGAAAAUUAAUUCGAAACUAGAACAGAUUGUUUUGGGGAAAGUGGACAUGUUCUCUUUUCAGCCUAUGCAUUCUCGGGAUUGCUCACAGGUACAGCGGUUGGCUGGAGUUUAUCAGUUGCGGAGUAGCUGCCAAAAUUCUGGGAAAAGAAGAUUUGUGACAGUGAUGCAAACACAUUCUACAUCCAUGCCAUCUUCAAGUGGUAGACAGCGCCUGGAAAAGUUGUUAGGAGCUGAUGAUGAGGAAGCUGAUUUUUCUGUCAUGGAUCCUACGAACAAGAAGUCGGCGAGUGAAAGCAGAAGACUGAGAAAGAAAAAUGCUAAAAGGAAUGAUUUUAAACUGCUAGAACUUCAAUCUGGCCAGAGCAAGACACCAAAGAACUCUGCUAACAAAGGCAGUAGUAAAGUAAAGGACAAGAAAGGGAGUGGACAAAAGAGUUCAUAUGCUAGUCAGCCAUUGUCAUUUGUAUCAAGUGGCACAAUCCACCCAGAAACUGUAAAGGUCAUUGCCAUGGAUUCUGAAGAGACUGAUAGUGCAAAUAAGAAGUGUGCCACCAGCUCUGCUGAUAUAGGUUCUUUUGAGGUACACACUACUGGUUUUGGUUCAAAAAUGAUGGCUAAAAUGGGAUACACUGAAGGAGAAGGAUUGGGGAAAAAUAGUCAAGGUAUAGCACAGCCCAUUGAGGUUGUCAAAAGGCCCAAAUCACUUGGUUUGGGUGUGGAAUUCUCUUGCAUUGUUGAUGAGCCAGCGCCAGCUAGGGACAAGUCUUCUAGUAUUGGUACUUCUGAAAAGCGUACCAAAAGCUUAGGAAUUGGUGGUUCUUAUGAAAAGCAUAUAAAAGGGUCUUCAAGUAUCGGUUCUUCUGGAAAGCAUAGAAAAAGAUCUUCAACUUCAGGUAUCGGUUCUAUUGAAAGCCAUACAAAAGGAUCUUCAACUUCAGGUAUUGGUGCUUUUGAAAAGCAUACAACAGGGUUUGGAUCAAAGAUGAUGGCAAAGAUGGGGUUUGUUGAAGGUACAGGAUUAGGCAGAGAAUCACAGGGCAUUACUGCUCCAUUGGGUGCUGUUAGGUUACCAAAGUCCCGGGGACUGGGCGCCAAAGGUUAA
Molecule: messenger RNA, 2424 nt
Organism: Lathyrus sativus (Indian pea)
Lineage: Eukaryota; Viridiplantae; Streptophyta; Magnoliopsida; Fabales; Fabaceae
Source: the annotation of a GenBank genome assembly